AGGGAGCAGGGAGGGGAUCGUGUAUCUUUAUAAUCUUUCUAACUCUCCUGUGCUAAUCUCAGAGGGGCCACCCUCAAUAUAUCUGGAUUAUCCGUGUCGUGCGGCUGCCUCCUUCUUGCUGCUCUUGCUCCCGUUGGGAUGUGUGCGUGUGAGGGCUCCUGCUGGUGUCCCCUGCACCCGCACCUGCCAUGCCAUGCCGCUCUCCCAAGGGACAUCUCUGAUGGAGACAACAGAACUCUCCAAGGGAGAGAAGGGUGUUCACCCCCUUUGGCUGGGUACCUGCUUUCCAGAGUGUUUGGGGAGGGGCACUGGACCGCUCCCCCUGCCCUCUGCCAGGCGGUGCCAGAGAAGGUUAAAGUGGAGUCACAAGCGCUGUCAACCCGGCUGCAGGACAGAGCCCCCAGCCCCGCCAGAGCCCCCGUCUAACCCGCUCACACUGAACCUGAAACGAGCUGGCACCCUGGGAGGACAGGGGACCCUCUGUGUAAGGGACGCGCCCUGUGAGUCUUUGUGUCCCUCCUCUGGCCGCAUGCACCCCAAUAUAGAUGAGAAAGAGCUACCUGGUGGAACUGGAGUUAAAACACCCCGUGCUUUCUUGGAAUGGAAGAGUGUCGUCUAACAGGCUCUCAUCCUUCUGACUCCAAUACUCCAUGACUCACCCCUCCCCAUAUCCGGGCCAGCCCUUUCCCCACCCAAGAGACAGAGUCAAAUGCAGGGUGGGGAAUGACCCAGGAGAGACCCGGAGACGCAGCACAGGGAAAGGGGCUGCGGAGGAGCAGAGGCGUUGGCUCACAGGGGUGAAUGCUUUCUCUCUGCGAGCCCCAGAGAUGUCGAAGACCCCAGCCCUGCGAGGAGCUUCACGUUUGGUAGGAUGCCAGGCCAGUGUAGCGGCUCCAGAGCCGUUUUGAUCCCCAAGAGAAAUACGAAUAGAGAUUACUCCAUAGGCGACAUUCCAAAACCUGCUGUCCCAUUGUCCCCCAAAGGCUGCUCUCACUUGUCACACCGUGUGUGGUGCUUGGUAUGGAAAAUGCAUUCACUGCGCCCAUAGGUGGUUAGACAGACACCCAGUCCCUCCCUGAAGUAGCUUCAUUAUGCAGGCUGGGCAGGUAGCUGCCCCCCAGCCUUUCUCUUACUCCCACUGGGCCAGCCAGACACCUGCGUAACACCCCCAAUGCAGAUCUGUGUACACGGCGGGCAGUGCGCAGCCACACACACUGGCCCUCAGGCUGUGAGCACCCCCAGGAUCCAACCCCGGGCCCCACUAACACGCCCCCCCCAACAUGUCACCCUGGAGCUAUGUUUCCUUUGGAUCCAGUUCAAGGGGAUGGAGAAGCAGUGAGAGUCAUCCUCGGCCCUUUCCCUCCACUUUCCCAGAAUGCCUCUUAUCUCUGUCUUACACGUAACCCCUGGCCCCUCUUCCUUCCUUGUGCUUGAAGGAUCCGUCCCUUCUGGAAAGCCCCCUGGCUCCUCUGCCUCCCUUUCCCCCUUUGGGAAAAUACCCACUUUCUGGUUCCCACCUUUUCCCUUUCCCGAGUGCGGGUCAUGCAGGUCCGCACUAAAGGAAUCCAACCUCAAAACAGGAAGCCCUGGGUUGGUGCCCACCGUGGGCCCAAGGCCGAGGCAGGCAAUGGGCGUGGGGCAAAGGCUUCCUGAAUUCCCCGCUCCCCCCGCCGCCUGUCCCAGGGCCCUGCCCAGAACUGAUGGCCUUCAUUAGCCCCUGGUACUUAUCUUGGAGCCGCAGUCAACGACAGGACGUCCCCGGCCCUUGCCUCUGCGUGCUCUGAGCCCGGCAGCACCAUGGGGAACUGUCUGCGGCACCAGGUGGCCGGUGAGGACUCUACGAAGGUCUCCCUUGGAGAAGAUAUUUGGGCUGAGUUCAAUGAGUCCUACGAAAUGAACUAUAACUAUAGCGAUGUGGAGGCCGCUGCCCCCUGCCGCUCCUGCCACCUGCUCGAUGACUCCUCGCUGCCCUUCUUCGUCGUCGCCAGUGUCCUGGGCAUCCUUUUGGGGGGCGCUUUUCUCUUGGCGCUUCUCAGACCUCUCCUCUACUGCCGGGUCUUCCCCGGGCGGCCGGUCCUCAUCCAGCUGGCCGUGGGCAGCACCCUCUUCAGUAUUGUGGUGCCCAUCCUGGCACCAGGGCUGAACGGUUUCCUGAGCACGGUCCUGUGCCACCUGGCCCAGUUGCUCUGGUACGGCUCAGCCUUUGCCCAGGCUCUGCUGAUCGGGUGCCACGCCUGCCUGGGCCCCAAACUGGGUGAGGGCCACGUCUCCGGCAUCGCCCUGUGGCUCCCUGUGGGACUCUGGGGAGCGGCUCUUCUCCUGGGGCUGCCUGUCACACUGGCCAGUGACACUUCCAGUGGACUCUGCUCCCUGACGUUCAACAAGAGCCCCAGGUUUCUUCCACUCUUGCACGUGGCCACCUGCUUUAUGACCUUCACCUUGCUGCCACUGGGCCUGCUGGGAGCCAAGGCACUGACAAAAGCUUUGGGCAGGCGGCCAGGCCCCCGGGCUAGUGUCCUGUGGCUCUGGUUUGUUUUCUGGUGGCCUCACGGGGUGGCUCUGGGAUUGGACUUUCUUGUGAGGUCCAAGUCCAUGGCGCUGUCGACAUGUCUGGCCCAGCAGGCUCUGGAUCUGCUGCUGCACCUGGCGGAGGCCCUGGCCAUACUGCACUGUGUGGCAAUGCCCCUGCUCCUGGCCCUGUUCUACCACCAGACCACCCAUGCGUGCCUGCCCUCCCUGCCUCUCUCAGUAAGGCAGCCUUCUCAUCUGGACCCCCCAGGAGGCAAGUCCUAGCUCUCUUUGCACCUGUCAACCUGAAUUAAAGUCUAUGCUACUUUUGUGAAA
Molecule: messenger RNA, 2844 nt
Organism: Hyaena hyaena (striped hyena)
Lineage: Eukaryota; Metazoa; Chordata; Mammalia; Carnivora; Hyaenidae
Gene: ACKR1
Product: atypical chemokine receptor 1 (Duffy blood group)
Exons: 2
Coding region: 1798-2793 (331 amino acids)
Biological process (GO): chemokine-mediated signaling pathway; regulation of chemokine production; inflammatory response
Cellular component (GO): membrane
Molecular function (GO): C-C chemokine binding
Source: RefSeq, a predicted model, not a curated record